AUGCGCUUCUCCUCCCAAGUCAUCUCCGCUGGGCUCGCCCUGAGCUCCUUUGCCCUCGCCUCCCCCCUUCCCAAUGACUCUCAAGCCAAGGACAAACGUUCCUUCGUCGAACGUGAUGGUACUAAUUAUACCGUGUUUGAGCAUGCUGCUACUGGCGCCAAGCUUGAGUUCGUCACUAACUCCGGCAUCUGUGAGACUACGCCCGGCGUGAACCAGUACUCAGGAUACUUGUCAGUGGGCACGAACAUGAACAUGUGGUUCUGGUUCUUCGAAGCUAGAAAUAGUCCCACCACGGCCCCCCUCGCUACCUGGUUCAACGGCGGUCCUGGUUGUUCUUCCUCCAUCGGGCUCUUCGUCGAAAAUGGACCCUGUCACUUCAUCAAUGGUGACUCCACCCCGUCUCUCAACCCAUACAGCUUCAACACCUACGCCAAUAUGUUGUAUGUUGACCAGCCUAUUGGAACCGGUUUCUCCUACGGUACGGACUCAGUCACAAGCACGGUCACGGCCGCCCCAUACGUCUGGACAUUGUUACAAGCGUUCUACGCACAAUUUCCCCAGUACGAGAGUCGCGAAUUCGGAAUUUUCACCGAAUCGUAUGGAGGACAUUAUGGGCCUGAGUUUGCUAGCUAUUUCGCAUCUCAGAACGCGGCCAUAAAGGCCGGAAGCGUGAAGGGUGACAAUAUCGAUCUUAUAGCCCUGGGCAUCAACAAUGGCUGGUACGAUUCCGCCAUUCAAUCCCAAUCCUACAUCGAUUUCUCCUACAACAACACCUACAAACCCAUUAUCACUGCAGCCCAGCACACACAGUUCACCAACACCAAUGCACAGAGUUGUGCGCCUCUUCUCGCGAAAUGUACCGCCACUACGGGAUCCAACUCUGCCUGUGAGAACGCCGACAAUACCUGCUACAAUGACAUUGAAGGUCCCCUUAGCUCUACCUCAGCCAACGGCGGUGUUGCAUUGUACGACUUCGAUGUCUACGACAUCCGUGAACCAAGCAAUGACCCAUACCCACCAGCCACCUACUCUAGCUACCUACUCCAGCCAUCCGUCACAAGCGCAAUCGGUGCCAAAGCAACUUAUACCGAGUGCGCAAAUGCCCCCUACAACAAAUUCACCUCGACCGGGGACGACGCCCGCAACUUCCUCCCAACUCUCUCCACCGUCGUCCAAAGCGGCAUCCGCGUAGUAAUGUGGGCUGGCGACGCCGACUGGAUCUGCAACUGGUUCGGCGGUCUCGCCUCCGCCAACGCCGUCACCUACUCCGGCACCUCCUCCUUCGCGGCCAAAUCACUGGCCCCCUACACGGUCAACGGGACGGAAGCCGGUACGUUCAAGACGGUCGACAACCUCAGCUUCUUGAGGGUGUAUGGAGCGGGGCAUGAAGUGCCGUAUUACCAGCCAGCGCUGGCGUUGCAGGUGUUCGAGCAGACGAUGAGGCAGCAGGCCCUGACUGGUACGUAG
Letharia columbiana is the source of this 1467-nucleotide messenger RNA. RefSeq lists its product as uncharacterized. The coding region runs from base 1 to 1467 and encodes 488 amino acids. Lineage: Eukaryota; Fungi; Ascomycota; Lecanoromycetes; Lecanorales; Parmeliaceae. Gene Ontology annotation, molecular function: serine-type carboxypeptidase activity. The record is from RefSeq and is a predicted model, not a curated record. Gene Ontology annotation, biological process: proteolysis. Gene Ontology annotation, cellular component: fungal-type vacuole. The transcript is spliced from 4 exons.